Molecule: messenger RNA, 3900 nt
Organism: Patiria miniata (bat star)
Lineage: Eukaryota; Metazoa; Echinodermata; Asteroidea; Valvatida; Asterinidae
Product: eukaryotic elongation factor 2 kinase-like
Exons: 14
Coding region: 411-2468 (685 amino acids)
Biological process (GO): protein phosphorylation
Molecular function (GO): ATP binding; calmodulin binding; calcium ion binding
Source: RefSeq, a predicted model, not a curated record
AGCCGCGAGCUGUACCGGUUUAGGACAUACUAAAAGUCUGGUUCCGUAAAAUUAAAUCCCGUCGAAAAUAUACGCGUAAAUAUAUACAUGAAAUAUCGUGCAUGUCGUGAGUCGAAACGUUUGUGACAACAAUAACACUAGCAGUAGCAUGCAUGACAGGUGAAAUACAUGAAUACUACUACAUGUUGGAUUGAGCACGCACUAUACGCAGGAACGACGACCGAUACGUCAUCUUGUACGGGGCUAUAUAGUAUUUAACAUCACAACUUGGGCAGUUUCAAGGCUCUGUCUUAAAUGCUUAGCGUCAUAUCUCGAGGCUUCUACAAAGACAUGGUAUAUUGGCCGUUAAUGUCCCUCGGCAGUUGCUACGUGCUUGUCUGUAUUUCCCUGAGCUCAAGCGCCCACUCGCCAUGUCCAAGCCACACUCCCUCCUGCCGCUAAAUCUGAAUGCGGCCAAGGGAGUGGUUGAAAUCGACGAUGAUGAUGAUGCUGAGAUGCACAUUGUCCCCCUGAUGGACAUGAUCCUUCUGGCGCCUCCAGUAGAACGAGUGGAAGUACAGAGAAAGAGAACCCCACCCUUGAGGAAGAAAUGGAAGCAUGCCAUUAUGAAGGCACAGUCAGUAGCAGAUCCUUGGCUUCAAUUCCAUUUGGAGGAUUACCCUACUGAAACAGCUGUCCGUCAUCGCUACAGUGCUGGAACCAAUAAGUGGAUCAUUGAUAAUGUUAAAGUCAAGGUGGCCAAAGAGUCCUUUGCUCGUGGUGCUAUGAGACAGUGUUUCAGGCUGAAGAAGUUGUCAAAUUUUACCCGGCAAAGGAACAGUGACUGGAAGCAUGCUGGUAACUUUGUUGCCAAGAGCUACAUGGAGACAGUUGAUAGGGAGAUAUACUUUCAAGAUGUGCGUCUGCAGAUGGAUGCCAAGAUAUGGGGAGAGGAGUUCAGUCGUCACAACCCUCCCAAAAAGGUUGAUAUCGUUCAGAUGUGUGUCUUGGAGUUCAAGAAUCGGCCUGGUAAUCCUCUGUUCCAUCUGGAGAACUUCAUUGAGGGCAAGUACAUCAAAUACAACUCCAACUCGGGAUACGUCAGUGAUGAGAAACUCCGACUUACUCCACAGGCAUUCAGUCACUUCACAUUUGAGAGAUCUGGACACAAGUUGAUUGUAGUUGAUAUUCAGGGGGUUGGAGACUUGUACACAGAUCCCCAGAUCCACACAGUGAAUGGGACUGAGUACAAUGAAGGGAAUCUGGGCACCCGUGGUAUGGCUCUCUUCUUUGCUUCACACGCUUGUAAUGAGAUCUGUAGUGGGCUCAGUCUGACGCCCUUUGACCUUCACCGGAGUGAGAUAGCUGACCAUGAGAAGCUAGUGACCAGACAGCGGAGGGCAUCUACUCAUGUGAGAGGCACAGAGAACAAUGUUCUACGCCCCCGUCAUCGUCCCUCCAUCUCGCCCAUGGAUGUCACCAAGUUUGUCAUCUUGGAGCGGUCCAUCUCAGAGUGUUCCACUGAGUCCACCUCCCCUGAGUGUUCCCCAGCCCCUCUGUCUGAGAUCCCCUCCUCCCCUGAGGAUGUCAGUAUGUCACCCAGGGGAAGCAGCAGCCCCAAGAAUCACUUUUUUUCUUCGGGGCGACGCAGGGCGGUAUCUGAGGAGGAUGCACCGUCAGUCAGAUUCAGGGCCGAGUCUGAUAGUGAUACACUCAGCAGGGAAAAUGAAUUGGUCGACAAGAAAGAGGAGGAACGCAAAGCCAUGUUUAUGAACAAGACACAUAAGGCAUCCUCAGUCAAUGUGGAGAUGGCCAUGCGGGCAAGACUCAACAUGCAACGCAAGAUUGGAGGCUCUACACUUGGCCAAAUCCACUUGGACUUAGCCAAAUACCAUGAGAUUGGGCGUUUUGUGGAUAGCUUGGAGCAGCGCAAUAUGCAGGCAGCUUUCUACCACCUUCAGCAGGCAUCUCAUUGUGGCACCAUGGAAGCUAUCUUAGCUCUAGCAAGGAUCUACCUCAACUUACCUCAUGAUAUCUUAGAAGCUGUCGUCAUUGAUGACUGUGAAGAGAACAUUAACGAUGGCAUGGAUUUGAUGGAGCAGGCUGCUGAGGCUGGGGACAGACCCUCGAUGAUAUACCUAGCCAAGGCAUAUGAGUCGGGAACCAACCUAGGCACCAACAGAGAGAUCAUAUGGACUGAGGCAGUGCAUUGGUAUCAGCAGGCUAUCGCUAUGUCCAAAGAGGAUGACGAUGGAGGCUUUGAUUGUCUGAAUGAAGAUCCUAACUAUCAGCUACUGGUCAAGCAGGCUGAAAUGUACAGAACAGGAGGACAUGGACUGGAUAAGAACCCACGAAAAGCAGGUGACUUGUACAAUGAAGCAGCAGAGGGAGCAAUGGCAGGUAUGAAAGGUAGACUGGCCAACAAGUACUACAUGGUGGCAGAGGAGUGCUACGGUGAAAUGGAAGAGGAUGAAGAGGAAGAUGAUUAGACAGGUAACAGUCUGGGGACUAGUAGACUGGCUUCAACAUGUCUUGUAAUGAGACAGUCAUAUGUAUGACAGUGAGGAUGAGGAAAAUGGAAAAGAUGGAUUGGGAGAUGACUCUAACCUGAUGAAAGGUAGACUAGCUUACAAGUAAUGCAUGCUGUCUGGAAAAUGUAGAUAUUCAGAAGUCAGGUAUUUAGCCACAGAGGUAUAGUUAAUUACUCUAGUGUCUAACUUUGCAUUCAACAUGCUUUUGCAUUUGUUUGUAUAUAAAUAAGAACUGUCACCUUAACUAUUUGAGUGCUUAACUAAUUGCUUUAGACUGGAUGAAAACAAUGCUGUGGCACUAUCCCCAAACAGCCUGAGAGUCUGUGGCUUCCAGCCACCACUGGAUCCAACUUCCACCCAUUGCAGUUUAUGCUGCUGUUAACUGUCCUAUGCAAGGUCCCACAGGUGUUAACACCUGUUGCGCCUUCAUGGACAUGUAAUUAUGUCGGACUAAACAGGCGCCUCUCCAUAUGUACCUGUUUAGUCAGUAUUUUUGUCCAUUGCAUAUUUAGACCUUUUCUAAACUGCACGCCUGACUAUGCAACGGACACAAAAACAGACUGAAAAUGCGUAUGUGGAAAAGCAGCUUUAGGGCUUAGUACACACACAUGAUGCACAGGGUCAGCCAGAAUCCUAGCAUUUCCACAGCAAGAUUCAGCCACUGUUGACAGUGUUGAUCAUUCUAUACAAGCAGUCUCUCGGUUGAGAUUGAUUGGUACAAGUGCAGCGCUUGAGAUGCAUGUAUGAGGUCAACAGAAACAACAGUCCAUGUCUUACUGCUCAUCAUUUUAGUGAUGAAGUAUCUUUAAGAUUUGUGAAAUUGAUUGCUUGGAAUCUGCAGUGCCUGGAAAUUUACUGAUUAUGCCAAAUACGUAUGGCAUUUGUAUAAUAUGUAAAUAAUAUCGGAGAAGUCAAUACAUCAAUGCUGGGCAUUAACAAUUAAAUCACUUCAUCUCUGGAAUCUGUGUAAAUAUCUUAAUGGAAUUUAUUUCUGCAUUUUUUUUCUUCAUUUUUUAAUAGUUUUUUUUAUUUUUUUAUUCUUAUUUUUUUGGGGGGGGGGUGGGGGGAAUGUCAUUUUUUUGGCCUCUUGUAAAGUCUGUAAAUAUAUUUUCUAUUUCAUUGUAAUGAUCGUCUCAUCUAAUUGUUCUUAAAAUCAUUACCUUUAAUUUGUUUUUGAGUCUUCAAGUAAUACAGAAAAUAUUAAGUGGAAGCUUACUUUUGGCAUGAGAUAACAAAGAUCAGCAUUUAUAAUUUUGAAUGAAACAAGAACAUUCAAAUUAUCAUGAGCCGUCUGAGAAUAGGUCACAUGGGUAUUGAUUAGGCUUAUUUUUUUCAUAACUUCACUUUCCUUGGUACAGUUGUACAGUGUUGAAUGUUGAAUGAAGUUAAU